GUUUAUAUACAUGUAAAUAAUGAAUAAGACUACGUGUGUGGAUUAUGAAUGUCGCUAUAUAUAUCUGUUAUCGUUGCUAUGUGUGAAGCAGGUGUUAAAACGAAUUAGAGUUAGCACGACCGACUAGGAGAUAGUGAAAGAGGAGUGGCAUCCAUCACCGUUCACUAGGAACCAAACGGACGCGAACGGUCCAAAAAGGGGGCGGGACCUACAUGACUUCGUCCAAUAAGAAGCUAUAAUAUUCGUUGCAAAAUGUUUACCGUUAAAACGUUUUUGCUACGACAGGGAUUAAUGAACACACCCCAGGGUGACAACGCCGAUGACUUUCUCUGAACAUGGCCGCUCAAGAUGAACUCAAUCAACUGGAGCGAGUUUUCUUGCGUUUGGGCCAUGCAGAGACUGAUGACCAACUCCAGGACAUUAUAUCCAAGUUCCUGCCCCCGGUCCUCCUCAAACUGUCCAGCGUGCAGGAGGGAGUCAGGAAGAAAGUGAUGGAGCUCCUGGUCCACCUGAACAAGAGGAUUAAGAGCAGACCGUUGAUCCAGCUACCAGUAGAGACCCUCCUGGUUCAGUACCAGGACCCUGCCGCAGCAUCCUUUGUUACGAAUUUCACCAUCAUUUACAUCAAGAUGGGAUACCCUCGACUGGAGGUGGGGAACCAGUGUGAGCUGGCACCUACUCUGCUGACUGCUAUGGAGGGCAAGCCUGAGCCCCAACAGGAUAGCUUGAUGCAUCUCCUGAUCCCGUCCUUGUAUCACAUGAAGUACCCAAAGGACUCUUCCAACACUUCCAAGAUGGCCUCUCCCUUCAUCCUGAUGGAGAAACCCAAGACGGUUCAGUUACUGCUGGAGUUCAUGUUGGACGUACUGCUGAUGCCCUACGGGUUUGUCCUGAACGAGCCUCCCACUCGCCCAGCUCCCUCGUCCCCUCAGGGUAGCUCUGGGGCAGCGGCGGCCGGACAGGGCCUCCCCCAGCCGCCUCCAGGGAUGAGCGUCUACGCUGCCAAGAGGGUCAUCGGAGAGGCCCAGUGGAGCCCAGAGCAGCUGGAACAGUGUAAACUCGGCAUAGUGAAGUUCAUCGAGGCAGAACAGGUACCGGAGGUGGAGACGGUCAUACACCUGGUGGUUGCCUCUAGCGACACAAGACACGGCGUUGCCACGGCCGCGGACCUGGAGCUCAAGAGCAAGCAGAGUAUUAUCGACUGGAACAACCCCCUGAUCGUCAACAGGAUGUACAAGGUCUACCUGGGAGACAUCCCCCUCAAAACUAAGGGGGCCAGUCUGAAAAGGGAGCUGAAACAUGAGCCGGUCAGCACCAGAGUCAAGAUGAAGAUCCUACCACAUCUCUUACGCUCACGCCUCGCCGCUGAGUGCUUCCCGGCUAACAUACAGGUGGUGUACGACGGUCUGUUUGGAGCCAACACCAACAACAAGCUGCUCUCUCUUACACUUCAGUUUGUUCACCACAUCUGUCAGGUAUGUCCUGACACCAACAAACCACUGGGUCUGAUGCUGCUGAAUGGCCUCACCAAGCUCAUCAAUGAGUACAAGGAGGAUCCUAAGUUGCUGUGUAUGGCCUACUCUGCUGUGGGGAAACUGUCCAGCCGGAUGCCCCAACUCUUCACCAAAGAUAUCGCUCUGGUCCAGCAGUUCUUUGAGGCCAUGUGCAAGGAGGAGCCUGAUGUCCGUCUAGCCAUCCAGGAGGCACUGUCUAUGAUGGUGGGAGCCUACGCUAACCUACAGGGGGCGCUACUGAACCUGAUGGAAGCCCUGGUGGCAGCUUACAUGGGCAAGCCUGAGGUGCAGGUGCGUCAGGUGGCAAUGAAGUACGCCAGCACGGUAUUCGCUUCUGAUCACGUGCCCUCCAGAUACUUGCUCCUAUUGGCUGCUGGGGACCCGAGAGAAGAGGUUUGCAGCGAGGCCCAGCGUGUCCUGAGGGCUCUGCCUGCUAAGAACUCGGAGAAAGAGGGCCGUAAACCCAUGCCCUCAUUCCCUGACAUGGUGGCCUACAUCCAGGAGAAGGCUGCUCAGAGAAUGAAGACGCCGGCUAAGUACACCGUGGGGACGUACACGCUCCCCUUCAACCCUUCUGCGUUUGGCGAGAUCGUGCUGUACCUGCGGAUGUGUCUGGCCCACAGUGCCGGGGCCACGCCCGUCUCCAAGAGCCUGGCGGACAUGCAGGACGACGCGCCUGCCAUCGGACGCUACACGCACGCCCUGCUCUCCGACGGACCCCUGACCUCGCCGUCCUCCACUGGAACCAAGGGGGCAGAGGUCAACCCCGUGCAGGUCUACAUGGAGUUACUGCAGCAGCUGCUGUCUGCUGUAGGAGGAGUCCCUGUGAUGUACUGUCUUCUGGAGGUGGUGUCUGUCUGUCCUCACAACCUGGCCCCCAUGUUUAUCCACAAGAUCGACUGGAUCAAGAGUCUAAUGAACACCAACAAGGAGGACCUAAGGGAGCUAGCAGCUCAGCUCUACGCUGUGGUGGUGUCCACCAUGUCAGGAAACGAACUGAAGACUGCCGUUCAGACGCUCAUCAAGAUCACUAAAGAUACACACAGCCCCGAGACCCAGCACGGAGCCAUCAUGGCGCUGGGCUACAUGGUGGCCAGGUACAUGAGCAAGAGGAAGUCCUUCGCCAACGGAGACUCCGCCCUCAACCGGGAACAGAGGAUGAACGACACGCCCAAGGAGGACGAGGAGCUGGUCGCUAUAGCAACCAAAGCCAUCGGCUCUUUCCUAGACAGUGGUUCCCCUCUGCUCGCUGUCGCUGCCUGUACGGCCCUCGGGGAGAUCGGGAGGAACGGGCCUCUGCUCAUCCCUUCAGAAGGAGAGGGAUUCACCAAACUCGCCGUGGUGGAGAAGAUGCUGGCUCGCAUCCCCUCUGGGAAAGAGACCCUCAAGAUGAAGGAGAGAGCCAUCCAGACUCUGGGUUAUCUACCAGUGGGAGAUGGAGACUUUGCCCACCAGAAGAAGCUGCUGCAGGGGCUCAUGGACUCUGUGGAGGCCAAACAGGUAGAACUACAGUUUACAGUAGGUGAGGCCAUCACCAGUGCUGCUAUAGGGACCAGUUCUGGAGCUGCCAGGGACCCCUGGACCUGUACUGAGGAGCAAUACAGUCCCCCAGACAAUGUGGAGAGUAAUGAUGUGGUUCCGUGGGUGCUGAACUCUAUCCUGGCUAAGUACAUCCCAAGUCAAAACCCCCACGUCAGACAGGCUGCCUGUAUAUGGCUGCUCUCUCUGGUGAAGAAGCUGCACCAGCACAAAGAGAUCAGGUCUCACCUGAAGGAGAUCCAGACGGCUUUCAUCUCCAUCCUGUCAGACCCUGAUGAGUUGAGUCAGGACGUGGCAUCUAAAGGUCUUGGUCUAGUCUAUGAGAUGGGAGGAGAGGGAGACCAGCAGGAACUGGUGUCUACACUGGUCGAAACACUGAUGACUGGCAAGAGGGUGAAGCAUGCCGUGUCGGAGGACACAGAGGUGUUCCAGGGAGAGGCUCUGGGGAAAGCACCGGACGGACACGGACUCUCCACCUACAAGGAGCUGUGCUCAUUGGCCAGUGACCUCAACCAACCGGAUCUGGUCUACAAGUUCAUGAACCUAGCCAAUCACCACGCCAUGUGGAAUUCCCGCAAGGGAGCAGCGUUUGGGUUCAACAUCAUAGCAGCGAAGGCAGGAGAGCAGCUCGCCCCCUACCUGCCCCAGCUGGUACCACGUCUGUACCGAUACCAGUUUGAUCCCAACCUGGGCAUCAGGACGGCCAUGACCUCCAUCUGGGAUGCUCUGGUCACUGACAAGAACAUGGUGGAUAAGUAUCUGAAGGAGAUCCUCCAGGAUGUGAUAUCUAACCUGACCAAUAACAUCUGGAGGGCCCGGGAGUCCGCCUGCCUCGCUCUCAACGACCUCAUCCGAGGACGCAACGCCGACGACCUCAUCGACCACCUGGAGGAGAUCUGGGAGACCCUGUUCAGGGUUCUGGACGACAUCAAGGAGUCUGUAAGGAAGGCUGCUGAUAUAACCCUCAAAACACUGAGUAAGGUGUGUACUAGGAUGUGUGAGUCGUCAGGUUUAGCAGCCCAGAGGACUGUAGCUGUUCUGUUACCAACCCUCCUGGAUAAAGGCAUUGUCAGCAACGUGCCUGAGGUCCGCUCUCUCAGUAUCCAGACCUUGGUGAAGGUGUCUAAGACAGCUGGUAAUAGGUUGAAGCCCCACGCCCCUCGUCUGAUCCCAGCACUCCUGGAGGCUCUCAGUGUCCUGGAGCCACAGGUCCUCAACUACCUCAGCCUCCGAGCCACGGAGCAGGAGAAGAGUGCCAUGGAUGCUGCCAGACUCAGUGCUGCCAAGUCCUCCCCCAUGAUGGAGACCAUCAACAUGUGUCUGCAGCACCUGGACGUGUCUGUUCUGGGGGAGCUGGUCCCCAGACUCUGUGAGCUACUGAAGAGUGGAGUGGGUCUGGGCACCAAGGGUGGUUGUGCCAGUGUGAUCGUGUCCCUCACCGUCCAGUGUCCCCAGGACCUCACCCCUUACUCAGGUAAACUGAUGAGUGCCCUACUGAAUGGGAUCCAUGACCGUAGCAGUGUGGUCCAGAAAGCCUUCUCCUUCGCUCUGGGACAUCUAGUCAGGACAGCGAAGGGCAGCAGUGUAGAGAAACUCCUACUGAAACUCAACACCUGGUACCUGGAGAAAGAAGAGCCGGUGUACAGGUCGUCGUGCGCCCUGACGGUCCACGCUAUCAGCCACUACAGCCCUGAUGUCCUGAAGGGGCAUGCGGUGGUAGCGUUGCCGCUAGCCUUCUUGGGUAUGCACCAGGCGCCGGGACCAGACGAGGAGAAGGGAGAGAGCCACGACGCCACGCUGUGGAACGAAGUCUGGCAGGAACACGUACCAGGAAGCUUUGGGGGCAUCCGCCUCUACAUGACGGAGCUGAUCGACAUUACCCAGAAGGCCUUGCAGUCCCAGUCGUGGAAGAUGAAGGCCCAGGGCGCGGCUGCCAUGGCGUCGAUCGCUAAGCAACAGACGGGUUCUCUGGUCGCCCCUCACCUGGGUAUGGUGUUGUCCGCUCUACUGCAGGGACUGGUUGGACGCACCUGGACUGGAAAGGAGGAGCUGUUGAACGCCAUCGGCUCUGUGGUGUCUAAGUGCAGUGGUGAACUCCAGAAGUCCUCCCCGGGCCAGCCCAGUGUACCAGAGGUGAUUGAUCUGGUGUUGAAGGAGUGUCGUAAAGACAACCUAGUCUACAAGAUGGCUGCCCUGGGCUGUGCUGCUGACGUCCUGCAGGCCACACAGGAAGACCGCUUCAGUGAUAUGGCAGACAUACUCAUACCACUCAUUAAGAAGAACUCUGCAGCAACUUCGAGGUUGAGACAUGAUAGUGAUGACGAUCGGGAUGAGAAGGAGAAGGAGCUGCAGACCGAAGCUCUACUCUGUGCCUUCCAGACGCUGGGCAAGACCUGGCCCAACAACACACAAACCCAGGAGCGUUUCCAGUUGGACCUGUGCUGUCUGAUGUGUGAGAGGUUGAAACUCAGUACAUGGAGGGUCCAGGUGGGGGUGCUACAGUCUAUGAAGACAUACUUCCAGAGGUUGCUACUGUUGGAGAAAGAGAAAGACAACCAGAACUUCACAGCCUUGUCCCUUAUUCUCACAGAGACAUGCAGCGCACUCACAUACCCACUAGAGAAUAAGAGUUACUCCUCUGUGAGGACCGAAGCGUUGUCUGUUGUGGAUCUGCUGGUGAAGAGGACAGGAGAGAGCGGUCAGUGGGAGUGUGUCUCGGGAAAGAGUCGCGAACAGCUGCAGCGUUCACUGUCCACCCUGCAGACAGACAGCAGACCUGACCUACGAGACAAGGCCCAGGAACUACGGAGGAACAUCCAGAGUCAACCCUGAACACACACACAGACACCUACCUAGUCAACCCUGAAUACACCCCCCAGAGUGGACAGGCGUGAUGAUUAUAACGUGUAUUGUGUCGAUGGGUGGACGGCUGGCUGGGUCAUUUAUAAUUGCCAUAUCAACUCACUAUGUAAACAAAACAGCACCCUAUUCCCUAUAUAGUGCACUACUGUUGACCAGAUCCCAUAGGAUUCUCUGAAGUAGUGCACUACUGUUGACCAGGUCCCAUAGGAUUCUCUGCUCUGAAGUAGUGCACUACUGUUGACCAGAUCCCAUAGGAUUCUCUGAAGUAGUGCACUACUGUUGACCAGAUCCCAUAGGAUUCUCUGAAGUAGUGCACUACUGUUGACCAGAUCCCAUAGGAUUCUCUGAAGUAGUGCACUACUGUUGACCAGAUCCCAUAGGAUUCUCUGAAGUAGUGCACUACUGUUGAC
Molecule: messenger RNA, 6325 nt
Organism: Oncorhynchus mykiss (rainbow trout)
Lineage: Eukaryota; Metazoa; Chordata; Actinopteri; Salmoniformes; Salmonidae
Source: RefSeq, a predicted model, not a curated record